AUGGAAAGUGGUUAUAUACCCGUUCCCGAAGAAUCUUUUGUCGAAUUGCAGUUACAAGAUCAUCGUUAUUACGGAUCUCAAAACCCUACAUUAUCCCAAAAAGAGGCUUCUUCUAAAUUAAUACGUAACGAGGAUGAAGAAGGUCUUGUAACCCACCGGAUAGAUAAUUUAGGAACCGAUGAUAACGAUCAAGAUCUUUCUCCUGAUAAGUUACAUAAAGAAAACGCCAAUUCUGGGACCUAUGGCGCCGUGUUUAAUUUAACCACAACUGUAAUCGGCGCCGGCAUUAUGGCGUUGCCGGCCACCAUGAAAGUUUUGGGUUUGUUCGUCGGAGUUAUCUUGAUUUUCUUGAUGGGUAUUUUGUCUGAGAUUAGCGUUGAGUUGCUCGUUCGAUUUACUGUUCAAUCCAAGGCUCUUUCUUAUGGGGAAGUUGUUCAACACGCAUUUGGUAAACCAGCUAGAAUAUUGUCUGAAAUAUGCAUUAUACUUAACAACGCCGGAGUUUUGGUGGUUUAUUUGAUCAUCAUAGGUGAUGUGAUGUCGGGUUCUCUUAAUCAUGUUGGUGUGUUUGAUCAAUGGUUAGGCAAUGGGUUUUGGGAUCACCGGAAAUUAGUAAUCUUGAUUGUGAUGAUUCUGUUUCUCGCUCCACUUUGUGUAUUGGAUCGUAUUGAUUCUUUGAGCGUAACUUCAGCUGCUUCGGUAGCUCUCGCAGUCGUGUUCGUGGUCGUUGCUUUUGUUGUCGCGCUAAUUAAGCUCGUUAGAGGUGAAACCGAAACUCCAAGAAUGACACCAAAUUUCGGAUCAGAAAAGACAAUUCUUGAUCUGUUAGUUGUGAUUCCAAUUAUGUCGAAUGCCUUCGUUUGCCACUUCAAUUUGCAGCCUAUUUACAACGAGCUUGAAGGGCGUUCGCCCCAGAAGAUGAAUAGAGUUGGCCGGAUCACCACUGUUCUUUGUAUUAUGGUCUAUUGCUCAACUGCCAUUUCAGGUUACCUCCUGUUUGGAGAGGAUACAGAAUCAGACGUGCUUACUAACUUUGAUAAGCCUCUUGGAAUGGAGUUUAGUACAAUUUUAAACUACAUAGUUCGUGUUGGAUAUAUUCUUCAUCUGGUUCUUGUUUUUCCGGUGAUCCAUUUUUCUCUGAGGCAAACGGUGGAUGCAUUAGCGUUUGAUGGGUCAGCUCCAUUGCAAGAAAGUAGGCAGAGGUGUCUUGCUUUGACCUUCACCCUUUUGGCGGUCAUUUAUUUAGGAUCGACCGCCAUUCCAAGUAUCUGGACAGCUUUUAAGUUCACAGGUGCAACCACAGCCGUUUCCUUGGGCUACACUUUCCCAGCUCUUAUCGCGCUAAAGUUAGGCAGCCAGGGGUCAGGUUUGAGCAGCCGAGAGAGGUUUUUGUCGUGGUUGAUGUUGUGUUUGGCGCUCAUUGUUAGCGUUGUAGGAGUUAUUAGCAACAUUUAUAGCCUGCAAACUGAUUCUGAGUGA
Messenger RNA from Cynara cardunculus var. scolymus (artichoke), 1479 nucleotides. RefSeq names its product amino acid transporter AVT6E-like. The record is from RefSeq and is a predicted model, not a curated record. NCBI's taxonomy places the organism in Eukaryota, Viridiplantae, Streptophyta, Magnoliopsida, Asterales, Asteraceae. Bases 1 to 1479 code for a protein of 492 amino acids. Gene Ontology annotation, molecular function: amino acid transmembrane transporter activity. Gene Ontology annotation, biological process: amino acid transmembrane transport. The transcript has a single exon.